Schistocerca gregaria is the source of this 1044-nucleotide messenger RNA. Its product is annotated as juvenile hormone acid O-methyltransferase-like. The record is from RefSeq and is a predicted model, not a curated record. Gene Ontology annotation, molecular function: S-adenosylmethionine-dependent methyltransferase activity. The transcript has 4 exons. NCBI's taxonomy places the organism in Eukaryota, Metazoa, Arthropoda, Insecta, Orthoptera, Acrididae. The coding region runs from base 1 to 627 and encodes 208 amino acids.
AUGCUGGAGUUCUGCAGGCAGCACAACGCGCUGCCAGGCACCAUCACGUACGGGCAGCUGGACGUGGUUCAGCCCGACCUGGAGAACUCCGCCGUGUGGCAGUACGCGCCCUUCGGCAAGGUGUUCUGUUUGCUGCUGCUGCAUUGGGUGCCCGACAACAGGCGCGCUGUCCAGAACAUUCACAAGCUGUUGGUGCCUGGAGGAGAGGCUGUCUUCAGCAUAAUCGCUAACAUGGUGUUUUACACAGUGUUUGAAGAAAUGGCGAAAGACUCGCGUUGGGCUCGGUACAUGCAGGACGUGGAGCAGUUCGUAUCUCCGUACCAGCACAGUGAGGACCCAGUGAGCGACUUCCGCCAGCUGCUGCAGAGUGAGGGCUAUCAGGUGCUGCGCUGUGACGUAACGCCGGAGGUGGUCUUCUUCCCGAGUGAGAUGCAGCGUAGAGAUUUUAUGAAGUCAGUAUGUCCAUUCCUGAACCGAGUUCCGGAAGACCAGAAGGAUAAUUUCUUUGAUGAUUUGAUACAGCGUAUGAAGAAACUGAAUGGAUUAUCAAAGGACGUUGGAAGCAGUGAAGAGCCGAAAUACUACUUCCACUUUAACAUAAUGGUGGCUAUGGCCAAAAAACUGUAAUUGGGAGUUUUGCACCACCGCUUGAACAAUAUUUAAAAACGGAAAUGACAAAAAACACAGAGCACAGACACAUUUAUAUGUAAUUAUCUUCCCGUAAUCUAUCUGUUUGGAAAAGCCUGCCAGGUUUAAAUGGCACUAUAAGAGUAUCCUGAUCUGUACAGUUUUGACGAUACUCUUGUCAAAGAUAUCCCAACUGUGCUAGUGUUCCGUUUUUAAUUACCAGGAUGUCAACAUGAUGCUCACCUGCCCCCUUAAUUUCUUGGUUUCUCUCUCACUUGAACAUCAGGGACAUAGAUGAUUCGUUUCGCACCUCUGUCGAAAUGAAGAUCUACUAAAGCUUUGCUGCUAUAGUAUAAACACCAACAGAAGUGAAGGCAGAAAGCUUACCAAUCGAACGGAGUGAAGUAACCGAACAGA